Messenger RNA from Aspergillus oryzae RIB40, 1638 nucleotides. It is a transcript of the gene agm1, whose product is annotated as phosphoacetylglucosamine mutase PCM1. The transcript is spliced from 5 exons. The record is from RefSeq and is a predicted model, not a curated record. Gene Ontology annotation, molecular function: magnesium ion binding; phosphoacetylglucosamine mutase activity. NCBI's taxonomy places the organism in Eukaryota, Fungi, Ascomycota, Eurotiomycetes, Eurotiales, Aspergillaceae. Gene Ontology annotation, biological process: carbohydrate metabolic process; UDP-N-acetylglucosamine biosynthetic process. Bases 1 to 1638 code for a protein of 545 amino acids.
AUGGCGUCCCCCGCUAUCAAGAAAGCCAUCACCGAGGCCGCAGCGCAGUAUGUCAAGCCGGAGGGAAAGGUCUUCCAGUAUGGUACUGCGGGGUUCCGCAUGAAGGCGGACGUCCUCAACACAGUGGUCUUUGCCGUGGGCUUGCUCGCUGGUCUUCGCUCCAAGAAGCUCAGUGGACAAUGGAUUGGUGUUAUGAUUACUGCCAGUCACAACCCUGCGGAGGACAAUGGUGUCAAGUUGGUUGACCCCAUGGCUGAAUGGGAAACCUAUGCGACAAAGCUUGCCAAUGCUCCGCUAGACAAAAUCGCAGAUGUUUACGAAGAACUCGUCAAGGAGAUUGAUAUCAGCAUGGAAAACCCGGCUCGUGUUGUUUUUGCCCGGGAUACUCGUGCCUCUGGUUCUCGUCUUGCCGGUGUUCUUAACGCUGCGCUCACCGCUACCGAGGUUAACUUCUCUGACCUGAAAUUCAUGACCACCCCCCAGCUUCAUUAUGUUGUCCGCUGCAAGAACACCCUGGGAACGCAGUAUGAGUACGGUGAACCCACAGAGCAAGGAUACUAUGAGAAGCUCGCCAAGGCUUUCAAGGGAGUUAUGCGGGGCCUCAAGGUUAAGGGCUCUUUGACCGUUGAUUGCGCAAAUGGUGUUGGCGGACCUAAGCUGAGAGAGCUUCUUAAGUACCUUCCUGGCCCGGAGGAGGGUGGUAUCGAUAUCAAAGUUAUCAACGACGAUGUGAUCAAUCCGGAUAGCCUCAACUUCGAUUGCGGUGCCGACUAUGUCAAGACCAAGCAGCGCGCUCCCCCCUCGUCCAAGGCUGCUGCUCUUGACCGUUGUGCCUCCUUGGACGGCGAUGCCGAUCGUCUUGUCUACUAUUUCGUCGACGAGAGCAAUGUUUUCCGUCUUCUUGAUGGCGACCGUAUUGCCACUCUUGCCGCUGCCUUCAUUGGCGACCUUACCAAGAAUGCCGGCAUUGCGCAGCAUCUCAAGAUCGGCAUCAUCCAGACCGCGUAUGCCAAUGGAGCUAGUACAGAGUACAUUGAAAAAGUGCUCAAGCUUCCCUCCGUCUGCACUAACACUGGCGUGAAGCACCUUCACCACGCUGCCCUGCGUUACGAUGUUGGUGUCUACUUCGAAGCCAACGGUCACGGCACUAUCACUUUCUCUGAAAAUGCCCUGAAGAUUAUCAAGAGCACCGAGCCCCAGUCCCCCGCUCAACAACGUGCUCUUGAGUGCCUCCAGGGUCUCACCGAUCUGAUCAACCAAGCAGUUGGCGAUGCUAUCUCCGACAUGCUCCUCGUUGAAGCGAUCCUUGCUCACAAGGGCUGGACCCCCAAGGAGUGGCUUUGCACCUACACUGACCUCCCCUCCCGACUGGUCCGCGUGGAGGUUGCUGACCGCUCAAUCUUCAAAGCAUAUGAUGCUGAGCGUAAGCUCGAGUCCCCUGCUGGCCUUCAGCUAAAGAUCGAAUCCCUCCAGUCCCGCUACAACAAGGGAAGAAGCUUUGCCCGCGCAAGUGGCACGGAGGAUGCGGUACGUGUCUACGCUGAGGCUGCCAGCCGCUCCGAGGCUGACGAUCUCGCAACUCGCGUCGCCAACGCUGUCCGUGAUGCCGGCGCCGCCAAAGAGAUCUUGCAAUCUUAG